UCGCAUCAACGCUUCACCAAGUUAAACGCAUCACGAAAAGACAUCGAUAUAGGWUGACGCUGACUUAUAAUAGAUUCAACCGGACUGCAUGUAUUUGUAUAAAGUAUUGAUACCAAAAAAUUCAUGAGAAAAAUGAUGUAUAAAUUCACCAAUAUUCAAGUUGUUUGGUUGCUAGUAGUUUUAACAAGCUCAAUUUCUCAUGCUGCUACUAGUUGUAACGCUACAAUCAAGGUUGGAAGUUAUGGCAGAAUUGCAAUCCCUACAAUUUCCAGUUACUGCGAAUGGAAGAUAAUAAAGCGCGAUCUUUCCAUUGAUCUAUCCUUCAGUGAUUUUAGUCUUCUAUCUUGCGAUCAAUGCAGCUGUGAGGCUAUCGAAAUUUGGACACUGCGUCCAAAAAGCCUACUAGGAAGGUUGUGCGGCGAUUUGAGAAAUGAGGUUGUACAUAUCUACGAGAGCGACAGGAGAAUUUUGGUUAAGUAUUGGUCAAAGUCAGGUCUAGGGGGAAACAAGCGGUACAUUUACUUCAGGGUACACGGCGGUAUAGAUCAUCAACAUAAAGCUAUCACAACAACAGCUAUCGGMAUCCUCCUUGCACUGGUCAUCUUAGUUGGUGCCUUGGCSUGUGGAGUAUGCCUUGCUCACUGCAUCAAACCCAACAUUCGGCGACGCCGAAGAGAACCAUCAGUAAUACAAACACCGGACAUAUUGGACGGUCCCAAGCUGCCUCAUUUACCUAAUUACUACGACAAUGAAGGAGCAAUACCUCCCCCUUAUUUGGAGACCAUUGGGACUGAUGGGAACACUGUUAACCCCCCUAGCUAUGAAUGUCCGCCRCCAUAUUCUAUUCUUGAUACGUCUGGUGAAUUAGAGACAGCAGGAGAAACAAGUGCAAAUGAUCGUGUCAAUCAAACGACAUGAUUCCAAGGAUUUUUUUAUUUCAUUCGACGAGCUGCCUGUGGUUGCUCUGAUUAUAAAUUGRACAAAUAAUGAACGUGAUAGAGUGCACAAGUGACAACAGUAAAAUCAUGACAAUUUGGACAAUUUUGUACAAUUUUUAGUAGCAGUUACAUAGUUUAUAGUGUUCAUGAAGAACUAUACUGAUUGAGGCAUGUUCCACUAAAAGUUGCAGAUUUCGUGCAAAUUUGUGCUAUAUCAAUUUUGGUACAGUUCCAUGUAUAAACACGUUCGACUGAAUUGUGCGAAUUGUAUAUAUUCGUCUAAUCGAUCAUAUUUUACGGUCUCAAAGUGGGGUCACUAAUCUGUGAAACAAAACUUGACUCAAGUAUGAUUGUCAAAUACGGAAACAAAGGAAAACAAUGGAAUUAGAGCGUACUAAGAGCAUUCUAUAGAGUGUGCUUCAAGUAAAAACGUGAAACACUAAUUAUUAAAUCGUGCAAAUAGUGCUAGCUGAACAAAUUAAAAGAAUUAGUUUAAAGUGUGAUAGUCGGUAAAUUGACAUGAAAGAAAGUAAUGCAGUUAGAGCGUAGUACUAAGUUGUAGUGUAAUAUUUAUUUGUAUGAAAAACUUAAUUAAUGAAUCCAAAAGUCGUCUACUGCGACUUCACCAUUUUUAUAUUAUUCAAUCUUUGCCCAUAGAAUCAACCCAAUCCGGUCCAAUCGAAAAAAAAACGGUUUAUAUAUUGUCGUUAAUGCCCUCGACGGAUAGAGAAAUGUUAAGAAACUCAGAGAACAGUGAAAAACUCGUUGGCUAUCAUUGGUUAUUUUGUUGUUGUUCUAUUUUUAUUAUUUUUUAUAAUAAAGAAAUAAUGCGUUAAGCCAUAAUUCACAAAUGUUCUAAAUAAAACACUCACAAUAAAAACGAAUUUACAUUAAA
Messenger RNA from Exaiptasia diaphana, 1833 nucleotides. RefSeq lists its product as uncharacterized. NCBI's taxonomy places the organism in Eukaryota, Metazoa, Cnidaria, Anthozoa, Actiniaria, Aiptasiidae. The record is from RefSeq and is a predicted model, not a curated record.